AAAAAGGGCUGAAGAUUGUUUCAUUAAAAGAUAUUCCAUAUAUUUCCUUAGUAUUGGUCUGCAAUGGUAACUAGAUUUGCAGCCUAUCUUGCAUGUUUUUGAAUUGCCUAUGGUAUACACAGUGGAGUACUGUUUUAGAGAAUUUAAAAAAGUUCACAGAAAAGGACAAAAUAAUUGUUAUGGGUGUAAACUUUUUAAUACAAGAUACUUAGUCUAAGAUGAGUCACAUUCAGUUUUAAGGCCCCUCUUCUCCAAUACAACUCAGUCAACAAAACCUAAGGCUGAGAAACAUUGGAGCAGUAAAGCCUUUGGCACGUUCAAUACAGUUAAGAAAUAAGAGGUGGGUUGUGUGAAGGGUAGAUAGCACUAUCAGGCAGAUAAAUCUUAUCCAGUGGAUAAAAUAAUAUAUUGGAUAACAUCAUCGACUUAUCCACUGGAUAAAGAUAUAUCCAUUGGAUCAUAAACAAUUGAAUAAGGUUGAACCAUUGUGACCUUGAAUGAACUUGACAUGAAAGAUGUAUUUGCAGAUAAACCUACACAUAAUACAUUUAUCACGUUGAAUUCACACAAUAUUAUGGAUUGGCUGAUGGCUCUCAGCCAAUGAGAAGCAAGAUAGUGAUUAAAAUGCAUAAUAAUAGUUAAUAGAGGGUCGGAUAGCACUAUCCACCCUUAGUAUAACUGGGCCCAUUGGCAACAUUGUUUUUCUACAGCAAAAAAUGCUGUUGAAAGUUCAAACGUUUGAACAGGCAGACAAGGCCUGUGCAUGUGGUCUUGCAAAAUUAGUCUCUUUUCUGAUUUAGUGGUCGACAUUCAGCAUAAGUUUCCACCUUGAUCCAUCAAGAAUACACCAAAAACGUGGAAAAAUUUAGAGGCCUACCUGAUGAUAAACUAGGACGCAUUUUAUAGCUCUGGGGCAUAACUAAGGUUCUUGAAUUUAAUGUCGUCUAUAUUCCAUAACUGAGGAUAACAUGAUGUCAGAUCGCGUGUGGUCGCUAACAUCUUCAGCAGUGUUCUCGACCGUUUUCUCUAUCCUUCUACUGACUGGCAUUGUUGGCAAUAUACUUGUUGUCAUAGUAACAACUAGACGCAAUACACGUCUGUUACCUGGGGGCGUGUUCAUACGAAGUUUGGCGAUUUCAGACGCAGGUGGAUCGGCUAACAUCAUCUUUAUGCUAAUCACCAUCAUCUGUAGAGGGGGCUGGGUGUUUGGUCACGUGGGAUGUCAACUAAGUGGCACGUUUAUUGUCCUUUUUGGCUCGUCAUCUUUACAUCUGUUGUGUAUCAUCAGUAUUAACCGGUAUCUAAAAAUUGCCAAGACCAGUUUGUACAGACGUGUAUUUAAUAAAACUGGAACGAUAAUAUUACUAAUAAUCCCGUGGGUACUCCCCCUGGUGAUGUCAGUUGUGCCCGUGUUUGGUUGGUCAGCACACGAAUACCAGUUUAGCAAAUGUAUUUGUCAUUUCUACUUCAGUACGAGUCUUUCUUACACGAUAACCUUUCUCAUCGCUGUUGUAGCCACUCCUCUAAGCAUCAGUGCCAUUUACUAUGUCAAUAUGUAUUUCCUUAUCAGAAGUCACACAAGCUCCAUGAAAAACUUACAGCGAAAAAGUCCUGCUGCUAACAUCGAGGAAAUUCGAAGUGCGCGAACAAUCUUUGUCUUAAUUGUUGCAUUUAUAUUGUGUUAUACUCCGGCUAGUAUAAUCAAUAUAUUACAAAUGGCAGGCUAUGACGUGCCACCAUACCUAGACCUUAUUUCCAGCAUGACUUUAAUCGUAUCAAAACAUGCCCAGAAUCCCUUGUUGUAUGGUAUACUUAACAGACGCUAUCGGAAAGAGCUAAUCAAGAUUGCGAGAUUAGUUGUUCGUUCCUGUUGUUGUAGAAAAUGGUGUCCAGCUGUUGAGAACGAGGAGGAAAGCCAGUCCAAACGAAGAAGUAACACUGCUGGAAAUAGCGUUAAAAGACAGAGACCUUCCUCAGUAAACUCCCUUCAUGGGUGCCCGAGGAUCGUUAGACGUGAUAAUUCACCUCGUUUAGCACUAGCAAUCAAUCCGCGCCACAGCUGUGGAACACAUCCACGAUUAGUAGUAGAGUUUAGAGCUUCUUGAUGGAUCAUAAAGAAAUUAAGUCGCCCCAUGCAAGGGAAUCCGAACCUAUGGUGAAUUCCGGAUCCCAAGCGCUGGAUUCCGGAUUCCGAGACUCUGGAUUUCUAUUCCAAGGGUUUGUAUUCCGGAUUCCAAAACUUUUGGUGCGGAUUCUGGAUUCAAAAGGGUGGAUUCCGGAUUACAUCAUAAACUGGAUUCCGGAUUCCAGGGCCUGGAUUCCGGAUUUCAGAGUACUGGAUUCCGGAUUCCAAAGCCUAAACUUUCGUGGAUUCCGGAUUCCCUUAAGUUUUGAAUAUUUCCGCACACUCAACCUCAUUAGGUGAUCGAAACUAAAGGACAGAAAGUAGAUAACUCCUAAUAUAAGAGUUUCUUACCUGCGAAUUUUGCUGGUGGGAUUUUAUUUUUAGUGGAAAAAUAGCGAUAAACGCAGCCA
This is a messenger RNA of Actinia tenebrosa (Australian red waratah sea anemone), 2535 nucleotides long. Its product is annotated as adenosine receptor A3. Gene Ontology annotation, molecular function: G protein-coupled receptor activity. Gene Ontology annotation, biological process: G protein-coupled receptor signaling pathway. The record is from RefSeq and is a predicted model, not a curated record. Lineage: Eukaryota; Metazoa; Cnidaria; Anthozoa; Actiniaria; Actiniidae. Gene Ontology annotation, cellular component: membrane.